Messenger RNA from Penicillium lagena, 357 nucleotides. RefSeq names its product putative adhesin. Bases 1 to 357 code for a protein of 118 amino acids. NCBI's taxonomy places the organism in Eukaryota, Fungi, Ascomycota, Eurotiomycetes, Eurotiales, Aspergillaceae. The transcript has a single exon. The record is from RefSeq and is a predicted model, not a curated record.
AUGAAGUCCACAACCACAAUCCUCCUGACCCUCCUCUCCGCCACCCUGGCCAUCUCUUCAGCAGUCCCACCGCCCAAGUGCGGAACCUGCAACCCGAUCUCAGGUCAGAACAGCUGCGACAUAACCACCUCGUGCAUCAACACGGGUUCGACCUUCCACUGCGCCUGCCGUGCCGGCUACAAAGCCUCCCAGCAUAACCUCAAUGUCAAGGACCAGUUCCGCCUGCCGAUGAGCAAUUAUGAAUUCCUCGUCUUCGUCCCAGAGAACACCGCAUGCAAUACCCUUUGUGAUGACCCAUAUGCGGCGCCCAAUGAGAUCUGCCAGGAGGUCAAGCUUUAUGAGCAUUGCGCUGUCUAG